This is a messenger RNA of Coniophora puteana RWD-64-598 SS2, 4266 nucleotides long. RefSeq lists its product as uncharacterized. The transcript has 4 exons. Lineage: Eukaryota; Fungi; Basidiomycota; Agaricomycetes; Boletales; Coniophoraceae. The coding region runs from base 1 to 4266 and encodes 1421 amino acids. The record is from RefSeq and is a predicted model, not a curated record.
AUGCCUUCUCUGUUCUCCCGCUCCCGCACAACGCCCAACCCCAAUAAGGGCACCCUCGACUCCCCAUCCAAGACCUCCCUCCGCUCUGGUCUUGACGAGUUCGGCCGCAUCGGCUCCCCCUCCACCCACCCGCGCAACAAGGACCCAGUCAAGAAGCGCCUCGCCCUCGCAGAGCGUUCCCGCACCUUCUCGGGCGCCACCGCGCGCACCGACAGUACAGCCAUCGGCCAGAGCGAGGUCGACCUCUCCGAUGCGCUCUCCCGCGUUCCCGACGGUAGCUUCCUCCCGCUCAGCCUCGACCCUCCCCAGGUUCCUCCUGAUCUCGAAGACGCUUUGCUCAAUGGGCCUCAAAACACGCAUACGGCGCCAGAGCAUGGAUAUGGGUUCCUCGCGUACGAGCGACAUGUGGUGCUGGGUUUAGAAGAGGCAGCGAGGCUCGUAGAUGUCGUCGCCGCCGAACUAGGCACGCGUGGGCUCACGACACCCUUUAUCUUCUCCGCACUCGCGCUCGACGUGUCCGCACCCGCCGUGCGCCGGCUCGUGCGUUCCUUCCUUGAGACGUGUGCACGUCCCGGAGUUGCGGACGUUGAUAUGCGUUGGCGCGAGGAGGCGAGGUUCGCGGGGCCGCAUGAGCUCGGGAUGUGUCUUAGGUGGGGCCUGGCGAGGAUGAUUAGAGUUGUGGGUGGGCAGCCGGUGAGGGGGCUCAUUGCGUGGGAGCAUUAUAUCGAGUUCCGGGAAAGCGAGGCUGCCCUCAACUACCCCCCGACACACUUCUCAACCUUCCUCCCCGCCCUGCACCCCACCCUCCGCGGUCUGCUCCUCACCCUUCUCUCACUCCUCAUCCGAUUCACCGCACACUCCUCCUCUUCCGGCCAUACGCCCCCAACGCUCUCGCCCCUCUUUGGCCCGCUCAUCUUCGGCCUGGGGCCCGGAGGCCUAGCGUUCCACCACACGUACGUGCACUACCUGCGCGCCGUGCACGCGAUGGAACAUCUCAUUUUAGCGUUCAUCCGAUGGCAAGACGCCCCGCGCUCCGUCACGCACUUCGCCAUGCAAGGAACACUCCAGAGCGGCGGCGCCGGCGCAGCGCAGCGGGUGACGAUGCCCGGGCUGGUUGGGAUCGGUGCGGCCGGCCAGCUAGGCGGGCAAGGCAACCACGCAAACGCCGAUUCACCAACAAGCCCGAGCGGCGACAGCUCGCGCUCGCUUGGGGUGCCUACAAAACUGAAAGACUGGAUUCGCGGCUACCCGGCGAUGCUCCCCUUCCUCCCUACCACCUCGACCUCCUCGCGAAACCCCCACGAGCGCCCGCCGCCGCGCCGGGGAGCUAGGACGGCACGCGUCACGUGUAUCCGACGCAACGUGCGCAUGUACAGCCCGGACCUCGUGCGCACGUCUGCGUCGUGGGCGAAGCCGAUUCCGCACGCGUCGGGGCACGAUGGAGGCGAGUGGGGGCACAGCGAGGCGUGGGCGCGCAUUGUGCCGCCCGCUGCGGGGACCGGUGGCGGGGCGCUGCAGCCAAAGUACAGCGAGGCGUAUAAGAAGCGGAUGGAUAUGCCGCCGGGGAUGCAGCCGCUGACGACGCCGUUUGCGGCGCCUGCGUUGGCGGCGAUGUCGUCUGCGCAUAGUGGGGCGACGAGUGGGAGCGCGAGUAGUAGUUUGUUUGAUGGGGAGAGCGGGGGUGUGGGGAGGGAGAGGGAGGGGCGGGAGGGGGAGGAUCGGUAUAGGAAUUUGACGGAUUUGAGGUGGGGCGAGUUUGAGGCGAUGGGGUUUGCGGAGCCGGAUGAGAAGAAGCUGCAGUUUGAUUUGACGGAGAGUGCGAGGCAGGAACGCGCAGCGAAACGCGCGACGCUCAACUGGACCGACUUCAGCGCGGACGGCUUCUCGCGCACAGACGCGACGCUCUCCGCCACGCUCCAGUUCUCCCCGCCCGUGGCGAGCAGCAUCGCCGCGUGGCCGGCGCAGUCGAGCGAGCUGCAGCGCAAGCUGCGCAAGGCGCACCGCGCGCUCCCGCCGUUCGGGUGGGACACGACGCCGGUGCAGGGCGCGCCGGAGGAGGUCGAGGAGGCGUUUUUGGAUGUGUUUUGUGAUCUUGUGUAUGGGGGCGGGCCGGGUGUGGGGCCUGGGCAGGGGAGUAGUGCGGAGAGGGGCGUUGGGGGGUUGGCUGGGGGUGGGUGGAUGGAGGUAGGCAGGGGCGAGGAGGUGGAGAGGGAGUGUAAUUGGGCUUUGGUUGAGUUCAGGGCGCUCCCACUUUCUGCGUCUCCGUCCGGCACCGGCAGCGAUCAUCGUUCGAGCACGUCGCUCGUUCUCUUUGAAGAGUUCGUCCCGCUCGAGUAUCGCCAGCAGCUCGCGAAGGAGUCUACCGGAAAACGCAAGAAAUCGCCAUUUGCGUUCCUCAGUCCCGGCGCGCUCGCAUCCCUUACAGGCAAGCGCUCGGGCGGGCAGAAGGAGUGGAAGCCGGCAGCGACGCUCAAUGGACGGCCGUACGUUAUCGGACACGUGCCAAAAAGCCCGACGUUUCGCGAAGUCGAGUUCGAAGGGAUGUUGAGGGGCACCGGCGGCAGCGUGACGAAGGUGAUCAGUCUUAGCGCAAGUGGUACCCCGAAGAACCCUAAUGCUAGUGCUACCAACGGGCCAUUCUCAAGGAGCCGGGACGUUAUCCAGCCGAGCCCGGCGAACGCGUCGAUCGGGCACGACCGCACGCCCGUCGCGUCGAAUCUCUACGUGGAGCCGCCCCGCGCGCAGACGAGCAUGGGACAUAUCCAGCAGACCGAGAUUCCGCUCGAGCGGCAGUUCUCGGAGCCGCAGAUGCAGAACAGCCCGCUCACGCCCGGCGGCGGGCGCAACAAGCGCUUCCGUCUCCCGCUGCCGAUGCCGCACGGCGCGUCGCCGAUGGCGAUGACGCGCUCGGUGUCGAUUGGCAAGCGCGGGAGCGGGGUGCCGACGGACUGGAAGCCGGCGGGGGCUACGCCGGUCGAGUUCGAGACGCGGCUCGCGAGUUACUCGGACGACGAGCUCGUGGCGAGUCCGCAGCCGGGCGCGCUGAUGAACCCUGAGGAGAAGGAGAGGGAGCGGGUGAGGCAGGAGAAGCGGAUGAGCAGGGACGAUGCGUGGGUGGAUAUUCUGGUUGCGUCGCAUACGAGGCGGAUGGGCGGGCAGGAGGCGGAGCUGCGGCCGCGUGGCUCGGGCCAGGGUGAGCGGGAGGCGAGGAGGAGGGGGUUGAAGGGCGGGAGGAGCGAUCCGGAGCUGGCGAGUAUGGAGUUGGAGAGGGUGUUGGCUGGUGUGCGGGCGGGGUCGCCGUUCUCGGGCGACGACGAGCCGGAGCCGUUUAAUCCAUAUCCGGAGGGAGAUGAAGAGGACGUGGACAGGCGCAUGUCGUCGACGACAUAUCCUACCAUCGUCGAUCUUCCGAGGCCGAGCGGCGAGUCAAUGACGACCUCAGAGGCCGCAGCGGGGGCGCAGCAGGAGGAUCCCGACGUGGACUCGGUGAUGUCCUUCCCCAACUCGGGCUCCAAGAAACUCGGAUACUUUGACUUGCACCCAGAGCGGCGGCCUGGUGGGGCCCGUCCGAUGCCCGGUGGUGCACGGACGAUGUCCAAUGCGUCCGAGUAUUCUAUCAGCGAGAUAUCUGCUGCUGGUGCUGGUAUGGGACGACGGAGCCAGGACAGCGACACGCCAACGGUCGGUGGACUUCCCGACUUCGCAGAUGAGGAUGCGGGCGGGGCGCGGGAGAAGGCGCACGCUCGUGCGGAGAGCACGACAUUACCUGGUCUCGUUGCUCCACCCGCCGCGCCUGAGAAACGGAGCGUUAGCCCUGGUACGGACGCCAAAAGCAAAACGGCUUCGCUGAUCGAGAUGUACCGCGAGCGGGAGCGCUCUGGUUCGUCGCCUAGUGGGACCGCCGCACCUUCGAAGCUGCCCGUGCGUUCCUCGUCGCUCGCCAAGGACAAGGCAAUUCCCCCGCUUCCUCCAUCAGCCUCAUCCACUCCGUCUCCGAAACCUGCGACGACCACACAAGGCUCAAUCAGCCUCCACCCGAACCACUCUCACGCGCCUGAAGCUUCCGAAGGUGACAUGGAGAGCGUGACGUCGAGCGAGCUCGAGGCUGCCGACGUGGACACGCACGCAGAAGGCAUGAGUCCGCCGGACAGGGAGGCGCUGUUUGGCGUCGAUGGAGUAGGUAUGGGCGGGCGGGCGAGUCCAAUACGGUAUGUGCAUGGGCUGCCGUUGCAUAAUGUGCUGGAGGAGGAGGAAGACGAUGCGUAA